CGCUGUAAAAUUUCAGAAAACACGUUUUGCACUUUUCAAAUGGCAAUUUCUCUCGAUUUCUGCGUCUGUUGAUUUCAAAACCAGCAAAAUGCAGGUGUCGAAUCCGAAUAAUAUUAAGAUCUACAACCUUAGUGCUGGAAAGUCGCUUCCAGAGUGGCUCUCUGACCGCAAGAGAAGAUCACUGCUCAAGAAAGAUGUUGACAUACAAAGGAGAAUCGAGUUACUUCAAGACUUUGAGAUGCCAACUGUUAGUAAUUGCAUCAAAAUGACUCCAGAUAACCGAUACCUUUUUGUCACAGGUGUUUAUAAACCAAGAGUGCGGUGCUAUGAUGUUUCUCAGAUGUCCAUGAAGUUUGAAAGGUGCAUGGAUUCCGAAGUUGUAAAGUUUGAUGUAUUAUCAGAUGACUACUCAAAGCUUGUUUUCCUUCAAAGUGACCGUUAUGUUGAAUUCCAUGCUCAGUAUGGACGUUAUUAUCGCACAAGAAUACCCAAAUAUGGCCGUGAUAUGGCGUAUCAUUCGGCGAGUUGUGAUAUGUAUUUUGUUGGUGUUAGUCCUGAAGUGUACCGAUUAAAUUUAGAACAGGGGCGAUUUUUAAAUCCAUUAAAAACAAGUGCAAAUGAAAUUCUAUGUUGCCAGAUAAAUCCACAUCAUAAUUUAUUCACUUGUGGCACAGCUGAGGGUAAAGUUGAAGCUUGGGAUCCACGAUGUCGAACUCGAGCAGGGAUUCUGGAUGUAGCUACAGGAAUCAGUGCUCAUAAUGAUGGGGAUCUAGAUGGUCUUCCUGCCGUCACUGCCUUGACAUAUAGAGAUGGUUUGAAUAUGGCUGUAGGGACAAGCACAGGACAUGUUGCCCUGUACGACAUCAGAUCUCCACACCCGGUGCUAGUCAAAGAUCACAUGUACGGUUUACCCAUCAAGAAGGUGGCCUUCCAUCAGGCGGAGCGCGAGUUAGUCAUCUCCAUUGAUAAGAAGAUACUGAAAAUAUGGGACAGAAAUAAUGGCAAAGCUUUUACCUCAGUGGAGCCAGGGACAUAUCUAAAUGACCUAUGUGUGGUCCAGGGUUCUGGCUUAUUCUUCCUUGCCACUGAAGCACCCAAGAUGUUAACAUAUUAUAUUCCGACCCUUGGUCCUGCUCCGAAGUGGUGUGCCUUCUUAGAUAGCAUGACAGAAGAACUGGAGGAAAGUGCCACGCCAAUGGUUUAUGAUGACUAUAAAUUCGCCACCCGCCACGAGCUUGAAGAGCUGGGCUUGACACAUCUCAUUGGCAGCAAUCUGUUACGGGCCUACAUGCAUGGCUACUUCAUGGACAUGAGGCUGUUCAGGAAAGCUAAGGCGAUCGCUGAUCCAUUCGCUUAUGAUGAAUACAGGAUGCAGAAGAUUAAACAGAAGAUGGAUGAGCAGAGGGCGAACAGGGUUCAAAUAAAGAAACUGCCCAAGGUGAACAAGAUGCUGGCUGAGAAGUUAAUGGACCAAGAAGAAGAACCACUGAAGAAAAAGAAGGGAAUACCAAACUUACUCAAGGAUGAGCGAUUCUCUGCAUUGUUUGCCAACCCUGACUUUGAGGUCGACACGGAGAGUCCUGAUUAUCGUCUGCUCAACCCAGUAGUCUCCAAACUUGACAAACAGAGAAUGAAGAAGAAAAGGCACCAGGAGGUUGCCAUGGAAAUAGAGGAGGAUGAAGAACGAGAAGGUCAUCCGAGUGAUGUUGAGAGUGAUUCCUCCGAUGAUGAUCGGGAAUGGGAGAAGGAGGUGCAGCAACAGCAUCGGCAGAUUAGGCAGGAGGAGAAGAUGAAGAAGAGAGAGGAGUAUCUUGCGCGCAAGUUGAAACCAAAGUUCAUGGAACUCAAAAGUGGCGAGGACUUCUCAAGUUUGCAUGCGAAGAAGAAGAGAGAAUCUCGGAAAAGUCUUGGUGACCGUGUCCAAAAGGAAGUUGAGUCGGGUGUUGCAACACUAACUGGUGCAGGUGGUGGCAGCCGAGAAAUGACAUUCUCACUCAGGAAAAGUGAGAAAGAUAAACAGCGGAGAGUAGAGGCGAGAGAGCAUCACCAGGAACGGAAAGAAUUGCGACGAUCCGCGGGGGACAUUACCAAAAAAAUUCAACACAAACCGAAAUAUUGGAUGGGAAAACGGGUGCAGUGAUUAUCUUGGUUUGUCAUGUGUUUAUGAAGGAGAGACUGAAUUGAUAAAUAGUUCUCACUCAGAAAGACUGAGAAGGGAAAACUGUUGUGUUUUGUGAAUGCAGUCGGGAACCAUUUUAUGUUGUGGCAUGGCCGCAUUUGUUAGUGAUGGACUUAUCAAGUUGCAAAAGUAUACCUGUAUGAUAGUUAAUCAGUCGGCAGUACUUGCAUGUCUCUCCUGUUGGUAGGACACGCUUUUGUUUCCCGAGUGAGAAACGUUGUUUAUAAAGUCUCUAUAUCUAUUUGUCUGCAGUCUGCAGAGUUGAUAAAAACUGAACGAACAGUUGGUUGUGAGUACUUUGAUAUAAAAAUAAAAACUCUACGAUUCCA
Messenger RNA from Lineus longissimus, 2508 nucleotides. Its product is annotated as nucleolar protein 10-like. NCBI's taxonomy places the organism in Eukaryota, Metazoa, Nemertea, Pilidiophora, Heteronemertea, Lineidae. Gene Ontology annotation, cellular component: nucleolus; small-subunit processome; nucleus. The transcript is spliced from 16 exons. The record is from RefSeq and is a predicted model, not a curated record. The coding region runs from base 89 to 2140 and encodes 683 amino acids. Gene Ontology annotation, molecular function: protein binding. Gene Ontology annotation, biological process: maturation of SSU-rRNA from tricistronic rRNA transcript (SSU-rRNA, 5.8S rRNA, LSU-rRNA).